GAUGACAAAUUUUAGCUUUACGAGUAUUUUUUUUUUGUGAUAACAAAAAGAUUGGUCACUAGUGAAGGAAGGGCUGCUGCACAUUGCGUAGAAGAUGGAAACACUCGACUCCAUUUUCGAGAAUUCCGCUCGUAGUAACUUCAACAAUAUCGCUAUUACAUUUAACUCUGGCUCAACCAAAGAAGAGUUAACAUACCGAGCAGUCAACGAAAAAGCUUGCAAGGUGGCAGAAUUUCUGAAGACUGUAUGUGAAAAGCAUGAAACAGUGGCAUUGUAUUCCAAACAAUCGAUCGGCUGUGUUGUGUCUAUUCUUGGAGUUCUCAAAAACAAAGGUUGUUUCGCGCCUGUGGAUCUUCAAUGGCUCCCAGAAACGAUGUGUAAUUUCUUGUCGAAUUUAAACGUUAGGCUCGUGCUCGUUGCAAAGGAGCUACUGGGGUCAUUCCAAGAGUGCUUGCGUCAAAGUAAACAUAGUUUAGCAAAAGACUACCAGUUUGAAGUUGAGGAAAAUGUAGCUCUUGGUAUGAAUGGAUUUGUGCUGAUGAGAAAACUGUUAGAUGUUAACUUUGCUGCAGUGAGUGCUGAGUCGCUGGAACUUGCUUAUGUUAUGCAGACAUCUGGUACCACGGGUGAACCCAAAGCUGUGAAAGUCCCUCACAGAUGCAUUGUUCCAAAUGUAACGGAUUUAAGGUGGGUUUCUUGCCAGGUAAGCCUUUGGCUUUAGCUGUAAUGGUACCAGGAAAUAUCCGUAAGUUCAUCCCCUUGUGAAUUAGCCCCGUACAAAUCGGUGUGCGACAAACACAGACUGCAGACUUGCAGACCUGCAGACUUGCAGACUUGCGGACUUGCAGACUCGUUCGGAACUUACGGGGAGGGGGGGGGAUAAUUGCCCCCGCGGAGAUUUCGCCCAGAAGGCGAAAUCCCGAGGAGGCACUCUAGUAACUCGCACGUAUAUUAAGGAAAGUACUUACAGUUGAAAUAUACAGUCAGUAUGCCAGAAAAAAAUUUUGAUUUGCUUGAACAGGGGCUUGUGACAUUUAUUGUGCCGUCAUACUUCGAUACUCUUUUGCGUUACGUGUUAUCAGUGACAUUCUGUGGAGCAGUUGUUUCAGUGAAAGUUAUGGACCAAAAGACACUCGUUAAGUGCAGAUGAAGUUGUAAGGUGCAUACAACCAUGUAUAUAUAAACACUUGGAGAGUUUGCCAGACACGAGUUCACAAAUCUUUGAUUGGAAACCUUACCAGACACUCUUUGUCUCUCUUUGACCGAAAUAAGACUCAGCCCCAAACAAGCAAGACGAGUGAACAAUGGCUAGCUUAUCACCAGCAGAACAAUGGACGAUUACAGAAAUUUGCCGACAAUCAAAUUCUGUGCUGACUUAUUCCCUGCUCAUAGAUGUCCUUCCGCUAUAAAGCCGCUUGAUGAUCCCACCCGUCUUCUUCUUCCCCUUGCUGAAGUUUAGGUCACCGUUCUUCCGAUGUUAAGUCUUCCACGGCAAGCAUUUCCAGUCACCUGUCGAAUCGGGCACUGUUGUGUUUGCAGCCGGCUAGCGCUGUUGUUUGCCUCAGACGUACUUUGCGAUUCGCCAACAGUAAACAGAGGAUGAAUAAAAUUAGCCCAAAGCCCUGUCACAAAAAAUGUAGGUCUGCAAAUCUUCAAGUCUGCAAGUCUGCUAGUCUGCAGGUCUGCAAGUCUGCAAGUCUGCAGUCUGCGUUUGUCGCGCACCGCCUACAAACUCAUCCACCACUUUCAGGGCUUGCAACAUAGUGGACCUAAGACCUUAAAAAAACUGUGUGAAAAUAGCAGUUCCUUACAGGUUCCUUACAAAUACAUGUAAGUUGCUUGUGAGGUAAAAAAGGUCAAACUGGAUCAGUUUGAAAUACUGAACUCUAUCACACUGCAAAAGAUUGGCAAAGUAUAUCAAGUGUGGAACAAUUCAGCUGGAAGGUUGAAAUCAAAGUGAUCUUUGGCAGAAGAUGAGUACAGUAUUUAAAAUUCGAAAGGGUUGAUGGAUGGAUUGUUUAGUUCUCUCUGAACAUUUUAUGGCGGUAACUUUUUAUGGGGCUCAUUAAUUACUCAUGAGAUGACCCAACAGGCCAUUUGCACAAUGGCGUCAUUUUACUACUACGACCAGAAUCCUUUUCUUUUUUCCUUUCAUAUUUAAAUUUUGCAAUCCCAGUGAGGUUUGAAUAAUAAAAGCCCCAAUUAGCACAAGAAAGCAAAACCCUGAAGGAUUCUGGUCGUAGUAGUAAAAUGAUGUCAUCGUGCAAAUGGCCUAUUUCUUGCGGUUCUGACUAGCAAACUCGACACUUGCCUGAAGUUUACUGUCAGUACUGGUGUGUAUUUGUUGUUCUUUAAGCCUGGUAAAUGGCUGAAUAGUAUAGAAAGGCGGUGACUGCUCAUGUCGGUCAACAUCUUUUUCCAGUAAAAACUUAUUGACAAAUAGAAUAGUAUAGUGUGAAGAAAAGAACUCAGAAAAGGAUUCUGAGCUCUACAGUAAAGGCCACAGGAAUUGCGGCAUUUACAUGCAUGUACCGGUAAAUUGCGUGCAUAGUGGGUGAUUUACAUUUAUGUUUUGGUCAUUUUAAUAUGUAAAGUUUUAACAAAAAGAAACUUGUAAACUAAAAGCUUCAGCAAAGAGAAGUGCACGGCUAAAAAAGGAUCAGAUUACACAAGGAGAGACUAUUAGGACGAUUAGGCCAAUUCAUACAGCUGCACCACCUGCAGUGCCAGCCUCCAUGUUGAUGUUAUUUGCAUUGUCUGUAGUUUGACCCAGACCAUUAAUUUUUUGAAAUGACCCAAUUUAAAGUGUCAUGCAGGACAUAUACCCCACUUUAACUAAUUUCUAGAUUGAACAUUGAUAUUAAUACCUUAAAGAUUGACAUAACAAUCAUUGUGGACACUGAAGUACACAUACCUGUUCCACAGGGAAAUAUUUCAACUGGUUUCAGAUGACGUAGUGUACCUUGCUUCUCCCUACACCUUUGAUCCCUCUAUUGUACAGAUGUUUAUGGCAUUUGCUGCUGGAGCCAGACUUGUGAUUGUUCCUGGGCAGGUUAAAAUGGCACCUUCUAAACUUUGUCAAAUCCUUUUUGAUGAGGAAAGAGUGACUAUUUUACAGGUAACACUCUGACAUUUCAAACUAUCUUCUUUUGAACUUAUUCUUGAUAGCGUUUCUCUGCCUAUAUUAUUUUUACUGGCAUUAUAUGUGUUUAGCAUAUAAUACAGACUCUAAUGGCAUAAACUGCACACACUCCGUGAUCUAGCUUGGUGUUUUUAAAAGCAAUGUGAUUGGUUUGCUUUCUCAGACUACAAAUGGUGGUAUCCAUAGAACCAGGUGGAGAAUAUAAAACACAAAAUAAAUUGCUGGUGGGGACUUAGGGCUUUGCCAAGGUUUUAGAGUAAGAACUUUUUAAAAUACAAGUCCUAGUGUGUUGUUUUUGAAAGAAGGAAAAGAUUGUCACUUCAAAGUGUUUAAGCGGCCUGAUAUUUAAAUUGUAAUGUUUAAUUUACCAUUCAAAGAAUUGUUUACAACUAGGAGGAGGACAACACCAUUUUAAUUCAUGAUUUCCUUACUAUAAUGUGAAGUUUACCUAGAAAUCGGAGUUAAUUUAUGAUGGAAGACAAUGAAAGCAAAUACAUAAUUAAAUCUCGUUAAUUUCAUGCAUGGGGUUACAGACUGAACUUACUUUUUUGCUCUCUUUAAAACAACAGCCAACGCCCUCUCUAAUGCAUUUCAUUGGUCAGGACUUGAUUCAGUCUAAGAUCCUUGCUAGCGAUUCAUCUCUCAGAGUGCUUGCCUUUGGAGGAGAAUCCUGCCCAACCCUCUCCACCCUCAGAGCAUGGAGACCACCAGGAAACAAGACACUGAUGUACAAUUUGUAUGGCAUUACUGAGGUGUCCUGUUGGGCUUCUUGCUAUCAUAUUCCUAAUGAUCAGUUGGAAUUUAGGGAAAUAGCAAGUGAAGCAGAUAACAGUAAUUGGAAAGAGAAAAGUCAAGAUGAUUUCCCAGUUGGGAUUGUAAGUGAUGUACCUGUUGGGCUACCACUGUCCAACACUGUGAUUGAAAUCCGAGAUGAAAAUAAUGAACUUAUCAAAGAAGGCAUUGGGCAGAUUUACAUAGGUGAGAUCACUUAUCAAAAUAUGAAUGUUAAUUGCAAGUUUAACAAGUACGACAUAAUACUCUCACUUUGUGUCUGUCUCCUUAGCAAGUUGUCCAUCUUAUAAAUAGAGAGUGAAAGUACACUGUAGAUGUCUGUUUUUAUGUUUUCCCUUUUUUAUAACUCAAAUGAUUUGCUUUGGAUAGCCUCUCAAAAUUCACAGCACACUAUAUUACCAUAGUUGGAUACAUACAUACAUACAUACCCUAACUCCAUAUGAUUGAAGCCACUUUUGAAGUAUUGUGCAACACUGCACUUUAAAUUGUAAAAGUGGGCUGGGUUAAUCAGCCUUUGCACGCUACAUUUUGACUAACUAACGCUCUUGUCUUUUUUCAGUAAUAGGUAAAAUAAUAUAGCACUGAAUUCCAUAUAUCUUCAAUAUUGAAUCAAGUCUGUGGUGGGAUCAUGAAAAUGCCCAAACAAACUUUUAACGCUUCAAAAUGCAUGUACAUGUAUGAGCUUGUUUAUCAGAUUAGAACUGAAUCAAAAUAAUAUGAUGUUGUGUUACUGUAACUGUAUUGCAGGUGGUCCAGACCGUGUUUGUCUCCUUGGUGAUGAAACUUCACACACUGCAGAAACCAAGCGUAAAACAGGAGACUGGGCGUAUGUGAAAAACCACCAUGUCUGGUUUUGUGGACGCAGAGACCGACAAAUAAAGCGCAUGGGAAAGAGAAUAAACCUAGACUGGACUGAGCAUGAAAUUGCCGAAAAAUGUCUUGGUAGUGAGUGUUCUCUGGUUUUAGACAAAUCAGGUGGCAUAAGUCAAUCAAGAAUUCACUUAUUUGUGGUCAGUGAAUCUUUGUCGUAUAACAGCAAGAAACUUACAUCACUAAGAAGUAAUCUGCAUAACCUGUUACCGGUUUAUGCUCAACCUGAUUUUGUUCAAAUAGUGCCUCAACUGCCAAUGACAGCUCAUGGAAAGACUGACCGCGAUGCGCUUUUAAGGAGUGUUCAGAAAUCCUUAACUCACAAAGAUAUAAGAACUAUCAGAGAAUUACUUCAAAGUUCUUGGAAAGAGUGUUUACAAGUGACCAAGACCAGAAGAACAGAUUCUGACAAAGAUGAAUUGUUCCAGAAUGAUCCUGCUAUGAAAUUAAGCGCUUGGGAUGUAAAGGAAGAUGAUCUGUUUAUUGCCAGCGGUGGAACAUCCCUAGAGGCUGUGCGAUUGGCAGAUCUUAUUGAAUCAUGGAUAUCCAAUCAAGUAAAGACCCCUGUUAACUUUCCAGAAUUACUGGAUGUUAUUUUGAGCCAAUCAUUUGGCGCCCUUUGUGGCUACGUGGAGAGUGCAUUAAAUGGCCAAAAUGGAAUUGAUUUGGGCAGUAUUAAGGGGACAACCAUGGUAUAUGAAGAAGAAGGUUAUAAUGAUGAGAUUUUCUCUGAUUUAAAUUCUGGCAAAGAUACCAUGAAACUUCCAUUGAAGAGGAAAGUGUUAUCUUCAGUUGAUGUUGCUUCUCCGAAAGAUGAAGUGGAUGUUAAGUCGAAGAGGUUAUCAACUGCAGAGAGAAAGAGCAACUCAGUCGAAAGUGGAACAAACAAUUCAGAGUUGAAAACUUGUUUCUGCUCUGUACGCAGAGGAAACCAGUGGACUGUUUGCGCGUUUUGCACUUUAUCAAGACCAUUUGCAACCAGUGAUAUCACCAGUCAAACAGACUCCUUUGCACCCAAUGAAAGUCACCUUCAUUAUUUCUCUGCAUCUGGUGAUGUAUCUACCGAUAAGAAUCAGACCCUCCCCUCCCCUGAAGACGUGAAUGCUCCUGGUAACCAGGUCACUGUCACUUGUCAGUGGCGCACAUGUCUAUACAAAUGCAUUGAUGCCUCCCCUCUUGUGGUGAACUCUCCAGGGGGGUGCGAGGGUGAAGUUUUCAUUGGGUCACAUGGUAAAGUGUUCAUGUGUAUUAGACUCAGUGACGGUGAAGUCCUGUGGGAGAGAAGUGUGGGGGACAGAAUAGAAUCAUCUGCAGCAAUUUCUGCAUGUGGCACUUAUGUCAUUGUAGGUGAGGUAUUUUUGUUAUCGCAGGGAGACCGUACAUAUUGACCCAAUCUUGGAAGAGCUAACAUCUUUCAUUUUUGAAUAUUUGAAAGAAGUGGCAUCUCAACAAAGAGCCUUAGAAAUAUGAAUUCUUUGAAGACGAAGCAUCAGUUCCGAGUAUCCUACCUCAGAUAGACUUCAAAACCGUCGGCGAAGCGCUGGCGUGAUAUUAGAGAGGUUAAACAUCACGAUUACGUCAAACGGUAAACGCGAAUUUGUGCCACGUGACCAAGUUUCCCGUUUACUUGUCGUUUGCAGUUCAUUAUCUCUACACAUAAACAAGUAGUUUCACGCACUUUUUUUCCUAAAGAAUUGUUUAUCUGCUCAUGUUCUAUUCUGAGAAAUUCUCAACUUGAAUUUGACGUUUGCCGUGCACGUGAAGCUUAAAAACACUAUUUUCGCCUGAAGCACGUGGCUCCCCCCUCACCCCAGACCUUCCCUUUGACCGCUCGUGCGCGCGUUCUUAACCUAGGCGAAAAUACGGGCUGUUUUGCAGCCCGCGUCCCACAUAAAACACUAGCAAAAGUUAAAUUAAGUAAUUUGAGACAAAAAGGGUGGAAAGAAACCUCUGACAUUCUUGAAGACAGCUGCCAAUGUUUUUCAUUUACAAUGUAGUCUAAAAAAGAUGAGUGCGUGGCAUCAAAGAUAAUGCAGAUCACGCCAGGAAAAAGAUUUCAAAUUGCUGCCAAUGUUUUACAUUUACAAUGUAGUAUAAAAAAUGAAGGCAUAGCAUCAUAAGUAAUGCAGAUCACGCCAGGAAAAAGAUUUCAAAUUUUAUUGCGCCUUGCGUCCUAAUUCUAGGCGAAAUCAGGACUACUUCAACGUACUUUUUACUUUUGAAAGGUGCCCCUUAGGUACUGUUCCUUUCCUUAGAACUUAAGUUGUUUUGCCUUUUAACAUGUUUUCUUUUGUUUUGUGGUUUUUGUAGGUUGUUACGACGGCAAAGUCUAUGUAUUUAACCGCUUUACUGGUGACACGCAUUGGACAUUUCAAACUGAUGCAACAGUAAAAAGUUCACCUUGUAUAGACUCACAGACAGGGUUGGCCUGGGUUGGGUCACAUGAUCAUCACCUGUACGGCCUCGACAUCAAGCGUAAGCAGUGUGUCUGUGCAUUGCACUGUGGUGGUGGAUCAUGCUUUAGCUCUCCUUGCAUUAGCCAUGAGCCUCACUUAGUUUUUAUUUCUACAUUGACUGGCCGUGUUGUUGCUGUUGAUGCCGAUGAGCAUACUGUCGUUUGGAGUCAGCAGUGUCCCAAACCAGUGUUUGCAUCACCUCUAUUGAUCCCCUGUGGCGUUGUGUGCGCAUGCGUUGAUGGGCUUGUUUAUUGUUUUGAUUUUCAAGGAAGAGAGAUGUGGCGCUUUGAAACUGGCGCCCCUGUUUUUUGUUCCCCGGCUUACACUAGAACAGAAUGGGAUUCUGACAUUCCUGGGUAUAUCGUGUUUGGAUCUCAUGAUAAAUGCGUGUACUGUUUAUCAGUUGAUGGAAAGAUGCAGUGGAGUUUUACAGCUGAUGGACAAGUCUACUCAAGUCCUUUCGUUACUCAAUUGAAUUUCAAGCGUCAGACAGGCUGUCACUCAACAUGUCGUGAGACAUGUAAAACGCGUCACACAAGUCACGCAAAAAUGGCAGUGUUUGUGUUGUCCACUGUGGGAACCCUGUUUAUACUGGAACUCAAGUCUGGUAUUCUUUUAGGUUCUUACUCUUUUCCUUGUGAAGUAUUUUCAUCUCCAGUUGUUACUAAUCAGCGAGUACUUCUUGGGUGUAGAAGUAAUUAUAUUUACUCCCUAAAAGUGAAUCAAACCGCGGGUGACUACACUCAGGUGUCACAGUCAUUUCCUCGUCUUUAG
This is a messenger RNA of Porites evermanni, 8034 nucleotides long. Lineage: Eukaryota; Metazoa; Cnidaria; Anthozoa; Scleractinia; Poritidae. The record is from the annotation of a GenBank genome assembly.